This is a messenger RNA of Hordeum vulgare subsp. vulgare (domesticated barley), 1478 nucleotides long. Its product is annotated as geranylgeranyl pyrophosphate synthase, chloroplastic-like. Gene Ontology annotation, molecular function: geranylgeranyl diphosphate synthase activity. NCBI's taxonomy places the organism in Eukaryota, Viridiplantae, Streptophyta, Magnoliopsida, Poales, Poaceae. Gene Ontology annotation, biological process: isoprenoid biosynthetic process. The record is from RefSeq and is a predicted model, not a curated record. The coding region runs from base 138 to 1214 and encodes 358 amino acids. The transcript has 2 exons.
GCCCCUUGCCCACCCGGUGUGCCCCGUGCCAGAGUUUCCCCUUUCGCUUCUACUCUACUUACAGAUAAGAGAAGAAGGCCUCGCAGCCCACGGGGGCCAUCUCCAUCCUCUCCCCGCACUAAAAAACCCCGAGAGCCAUGGCAGCGUUCCACCCGCUGGUCGCCUCGCGCGUCCGCCUCGCCGCCCCGCUCCUCCCCGUCGCCGCGCCCGCCGCCGUCGUCGUCGCCGCGGCCGGGCCUUCCUUCCACCAGCGCCGCUUCUCCGCCAUCGUCGCCGCGGCGACCGCCCCCGCGGCCACCGAGUUCGACUUCAAGGCCUACAUGGGGGAGCGGGCGGUGGCCGUGAACGGCGCCCUGGACGCCGCCGUCCCUGCCGGCGAGCCCCCCGCGACGCUCCACGAAGCGAUGCGCUACGCGCUGCUGGCCGGCGGCAAGCGCGUGCGCCCGGCCCUCUGCCUGGCCGCCUGCGUCGUGUCCGGCGGCCGCGAGGCCUGGGCGAUGGCCCCCGCCGCCGCGGUCGAGAUGGUGCACACCAUGUCGCUCGUCCACGACGACCUCCCCUGCAUGGACGACGACGACCUCCGCCGCGGCAAGCCCACCUGCCACGUCAUGUUCGGCGAGCCCAUCGCCGUGCUCGCCGGCGACGCCCUGCUCGCGCUCGCCUUCCAGCACAUGGCCAGCGUCGACUCCUACCCUCCGGACGUUGACCCCGCCAAGCACACCGCCCGCGUCGUCCGCGCCAUUGGUGAGCUCGCGCGCUGCAUCGGAUCAGAGGGCCUCGUCGCCGGCCAGGUUGUUGAUCUGGAGAUGACUGGCUCAACUGAGCCUGUACCACUUGACCGCCUUGAGUACAUUCAUCUGCACAAGACCGCUGCAUUGCUUGAGGCCUCUGUGGUUAUUGGUGCAAUCAUUGGGGGUGGCUCGGAGGAGCAGAUCGAGCGGUUGCGCAAGUACGCCAGAUCAAUUGGGUUGCUGUUCCAGGUGGUUGAUGACAUUCUUGAUGUCACCAAGUCAUCAGAGGAGCUAGGGAAGACAGCUGGGAAGGACUUGGCGAGUGACAAGACGACAUACCCCAAGUUACUAGGGUUGGAGAAAUCGCGGGAAUUUGCGGAAAAGUUGCUUUCUGAUGCAAAGGAGCAACUUGCUUAUUUUGAAAAAGAGAAGGCAGCACCGCUAUUGUACUUGGCCAAUUAUAUUGCCUAUCGGCAGAACUAAGGUGAUGGUUAUUCUGUUGUUCGUUGUUGAUCUGUAACUUUGUAAGAACAUCAAGUCUGGGAUUUGAGGAAUAUCUGAAUUCUUCCUCUCAUAUAUACUAGUUUAGUUUUCUACCGAUGUGUCAUGAGAAUAUUUAGGUGACAAAUGCCACAUGAGUUAGGUGGCAAAUACCAAUGUCCCAUUGAGAUAGCCAAGACAUUAUAAUGGGAAUCAGGCUUUAUGUCCUAUACUGUCUGGAUGAUAAUAAAUCGAUUGAUUUCGAAA